This is a messenger RNA of Zalophus californianus (California sea lion), 3609 nucleotides long. RefSeq names its product adaptor related protein complex 4 subunit epsilon 1 (gene AP4E1). The coding region runs from base 156 to 3575 and encodes 1139 amino acids. The record is from RefSeq and is a predicted model, not a curated record. Gene Ontology annotation, cellular component: AP-4 adaptor complex; membrane coat. Gene Ontology annotation, molecular function: cargo adaptor activity. The transcript has 22 exons. Lineage: Eukaryota; Metazoa; Chordata; Mammalia; Carnivora; Otariidae. Gene Ontology annotation, biological process: receptor-mediated endocytosis; intracellular protein transport.
UAUUCACCGGUUUCAAGACUAGGAUGUGGACAUACCCUUGGGAGCCAUUAUCAGCCGACAACAGGAAGUGUCUACGGAGGCCGGGCCGGCGGCUGGGCAGGGGCCGGGCAUGAAGCCGGGCGGCGACCGGAUCGAGGGCGGUGGCGGCGGCGGCGAUGAGCGACAUAGUGGAGAAGACGCUGACGGCGCUGCCGGGACUCUUUUUGCAGAACCAGUCGGUUGGCGGGCCCGCGGGCGUCAAGGCGUCUUUCUCCUCGCGGCUGGGCGGCCUCGUCCGCGGCAUCACCGCGCUAACCUCCAAGCACGAGGAAGAGAAACUAAUCCAGCAGGAACUGAGUAAUCUGAAAGCAACUGUUUCUGCUCCUGCAACAACACUGAAAAUGAUGAAGGAAUGUAUGGUGAGACUUAUAUAUUGUGAAAUGCUUGGAUAUGACGCUUCCUUUGGCUACAUACAUGCAAUCAAGUUGGCACAACAAGGAAACCUUUUAGAAAAAAGAGUAGGUUAUUUGGCUGUUUCUUUAUUUCUACAUGAAAAUCAUGAACUGCUGCUUCUCCUUGUGAAUACAGUUGUGAAGGAUUUGCAGAGCACUAACCUGGUAGAAGUGUGUAUGGCACUUACUAUUGUCAGCCAGAUUUUCCCUCGAGAAAUGAUUCCAGCUGUUCUUCCAUUAAUUGAAGAUAAACUUCAACAUUCUAAAGAGAUUAUACGAAGAAAAGCUGUUCUGGCAUUAUAUAAAUUCCACCUCAUUGCUCCUAAUCAAGUACAGCAUAUUCACAUUAAGUUUCGGAAAGCACUUUGUGACAGAGAUGUUGGGGUCAUGGCUGCUUCUUUGCACAUAUACUUUAGGAUGAUUAAGGAAAAUCCAUCUGGAUAUAAGGACUUGACGGGGAGUUUUGUAACAAUAUUGAAGCAAGUAGUUGGAGGAAAGCUCCCAGUAGAUUUCAAUUACCACAGUGUGCCGGCACCAUGGUUACAAAUCCAGCUCUUGAGAAUACUAGGACUUCUAGGAAAAGAUGAUCAAAGGACAAGUGAAUUAAUGUAUGAUGUUCUUGAUGAAUCCUUACGAAGAGCCGAGCUAAAUCACAAUGUCACAUAUGCUAUUCUGUUUGAAUGUGUACAUACAGUUUAUUCUAUUUAUCCUAAAUCAGAAUUACUUGAGAAGGCUGCCAAGUGCAUUGGAAAAUUUGUUCUGUCACCUAAAAUAAAUCUCAAAUAUUUGGGACUGAAGGCUCUUACCUAUGUUAUCCAACAGGAUCCCACUCUGGCUCUUCAGCACCAGAUGACAAUAAUUGAAUGCUUAGACCAUCCUGAUCCCAUUAUUAAAAGAGAGACUCUGGAGCUUCUUUACAGAAUUACUAAUGCACAGAAUAUAACAGUGAUUGUCCAGAAAAUGCUUGAAUAUUUACAUCAGAGCAAAGAAGAAUAUAUUAUUGUCAAUUUGGUUGGCAAAAUAGCUGAGCUUGCUGAGAAAUAUGCCCCUGAUAAUGCAUGGUUUAUUCAGACAAUGAAUGCUGUGUUUUCAGUGGGAGGAGAUGUCAUGCAUCCUGAUAUUCCCAAUAACUUUAUGCGACUGCUUGCGGAAGGUUUUGAUGAUGAAACAGAAGACCAGCAAUUAAGGCUUUAUGCAGUUCAGUCUUAUCUCACUUUACUAGAUGUGGAAAAUGUGUUCUAUCCACAGAAAUUUCUUCAAGUUAUGAGUUGGGUGUUAGGGGAGUAUUACUACCUCUUAGAUAAGGACACACCAGAGGAAGUCCUAACCAAGCUCUACAAGUUACUUAUGAAUGCCUCGGUUUCUUCAGAAACAAAAGCCUGGUUAAUUGCGGCUGUUACCAAGUUGACAUCCCAAGCACACUCUUCUAACAUAGUUGAGAGAUUAAUCCAGGAAUUCACCAUAUCUUUGGAUACUUGUAUGAGACAGCAUGCAUUUGAAUUAAAACACUUACGUGAGAAUGUGGAACUUAUGAAGAGCUUGCUUCCAGUUGAUAAGAGCUGUGAAGACAUGGUGGUAGAUGCUUCUUUAUCUUUUCUGGAUGGUUUUGUGGCCGAAGAACUUAGUCAGGGGGCAGCACCUUAUAAACCUCACCACCAACGGCAGGAGGAAAAGCUUUCUCAGGAAAAAGUUCUCAAUUUUGAACCAUAUGGACUCUCCUUUUCUUCAUCUGGCUUCACUGGACGACAGUCUCCUGCUGGCAUUUCUCUUGGUUCAGAUAUAUCUGGGAAUAGUGCAGAGACCGGGCUGAAAGAGACAAAUGGCUUGAAGCUAGAAGGUAUAAAGAAACUGUGGGGGAAAGAGGGUUAUCUUCCGAAGAAGGAAGGCAAAACUGGGGAUGAAACUGAAGCUCCACCUGUUCCUCAGGAGAGUAUAAUAAUGGAAACUGUAGACCAGACUUUAAUAAAAAAAGACCAGUGUCAAGUCCUUACCCAGUCUAAAGAGGAGAAAGAAAAGCAGCUGCUGGCAUCAUCAUUAUUUGUUGGGCUAGGAUCAGAAAGUACAGUCAAUUUGCUGGGAAAGGCAGAUACCGUAUCUCACAAAUUCAGAAGGAAAUCAAAAAUCAAGGAAACCAAAAGUGGAGAAACAACCAGUGCUCAUAAUAGGACCUGUUUUCACUUUAGUUCUUCAUCAAAUGCAACAUAUGAAGAUGAUUAUUAUUUGGAUACUUUGCAGGAUAGAGGAGACAAAGAAUUAAAUAAACUUUCUCUCAACUCUGGACUUUUGGAUUCUGAGUCACUCACAGAGCUGCCCUCAGUUGAGAAACUCUCCAGUUGCAAGCUGUCUUCAUCACCUUCUUUGUUUACUGAUAACAGCAUGGAAGGUUUUCAGCCUUCUCAGUCCACUGCACUCUCAGUUGCUAAUGAAACCUCUUUAGCUGCUUCUUUGCUGGAAGAAACUUCUGAACACAUGCAUUCAGAUCUUGUGGAGGUCUGUCAUAAUGAAACCAUAUCAUUGUCUUCUUUCAAAAUUUGGAAAGAUGAUUGUUUAUUCAUGGUCUGGUCAGUUUCUAAUAAGAGUGGUUUGGAAUUGGAAAGUGCUGACUUAGAAAUUGCUCCAGCAGAAAAUUUCAAGAUCACUGAGCAACCUGGAUGCCGCUUGCCUAUAAUAGAAGCAGAAAGCAUCAAAACCUUUCAAUAUAGCGUGCAGGUGGAGAAACCUUUUACAGAAGGGAAUCUUUCUGGUUUUAUAAAUUAUCAGAUGAUGGAUACUCAUUCUGUUCAGCUUGAAUUUUCUGUAAACUUAUCACUAUUAGAUUUCAUUAGACCAUUAAAAAUCUCAACUGAAAACUUUGGCAAACUCUGGUUGUCCUUCGCAAAUGAUGUGAAGCAAAAUAUAAAAGUGUCAGAAUCUCAAGCUGCUCUGCCUUCUGCCCUAAAGACCCUGCAACAGAAACUAAGACUUCAUGUUGUCGAAAUUAUAGGCAAUGAAGGGCUUUUGGCCUGUCAGCUACUGCCAUCCAUCCCCUGCUUGCUGCAUUUUCGAGUUCAUGGUGAUGUAUUAGCCCUGUGGUUCAGAUCCUCCUGCUCUACUCUUCCUGACUGUUUACUGUAUCAGUGUCAAAAGGUGAUGGAGGGAUCCUAGCAGAAGCUCUGCUUAUAUUUUACUCCAUCAGAAU